Molecule: messenger RNA, 657 nt
Organism: Trichoplax adhaerens
Lineage: Eukaryota; Metazoa; Placozoa; Uniplacotomia; Trichoplacea; Trichoplacidae
Exons: 3
Coding region: 1-657 (218 amino acids)
Source: RefSeq, a predicted model, not a curated record
AUGGUGGACAAAGAAGGAGCUACUCGUGCAUGCAAGGAUACAAAUCCAAUUAUUGAUGGUCGUAAAGCUAACGUUAAUUUAGCUUACCUUGGCGCUAAACAACGUCCUAAUGGCAACGGUUAUUAUCAAAAUGGAACAGUACCAAAUCAUGUUAAUAUGAAUAAUAAUUAUAACCAAGCUACGACCAGAAUUGUUCAAAGCAGUAAUAAAUCUGGUGUAAUAACAACAACGAGUGGUUCUAAUUACCAAUCGACAUCACAAAAUCAACAUUUCGGAAGGAUUCAGCAGCAAUAUGCAACUGUAUAUCAACAACAAUAUUAUAUCCAACCAGUUCCUCAUGCGCAUCAAGCUAUGGUAACAUAUGCAACAACACCUUUAGCUCCAAUACAACAGCAGCAACAGCAGUCAGUUUCACCAACUUAUUAUGAUUACAUUCCUUAUUCACCUACUACUCAACAAGUUUCAUCUCCACCUUUUAUUAAUAGCAACGGCAAUCGUAUUUUCUUCGAUCAAUUGCCGUAUUAUAAUCAACAAUCACCCAUCAUGGGGCAACAAGUAUUUCAACAGCCGACCUUUUUACCUCAGCAACAAAUGCUAGUUGCUUCGGCUACAACACCAACUCAAUUUCAACCUCAACCGGUUGAUAGAAUCAUGUAA